Messenger RNA from Neltuma alba, 639 nucleotides. RefSeq lists its product as uncharacterized. Lineage: Eukaryota; Viridiplantae; Streptophyta; Magnoliopsida; Fabales; Fabaceae. The transcript has a single exon. The record is from RefSeq and is a predicted model, not a curated record. The coding region runs from base 1 to 639 and encodes 212 amino acids.
AUGGUAGCUAUAAGAAGAGUUGAUUUGUGGCAUUCUAUUCGACACAUAGCACAGGAUAUGCUUGAUGAUUGGAUAGUAAUUGGUGACUUUAACUCUUUUAUGGACUCGGUUGAUAAACUGGGAGGAGCAUCGCCGUCUUCUCAUACUAUGAAACAAUUUUCAGAUUGUAUCUUAGAAACUGGGCUGAUUGAAAUUCCGAUUGUGGGUGAACGCUUUACCUGGGAAAAGCAAGCAGUGAAGGAGAGACUGGAUUGGGCUUUCAGCAACAUCUCUUGGGAGUUGAGCCAUCCUAACCAUAAAUCUCACUACAAGCUUAGAUACAAUUCUGACCACAGGCUUAUUGUUGUUACCAGUGGAAACUCUGAUGCGGGAGCCAAAAAGAAAGGUCAAUUCAAAUACUACUCAGCUUGGGCAAUAGAAGAUAGCUUCUUUGAAGUGGUUAAGAGUGCUUGGGAAAAUGAGGAGUGGUGCAUUGGAACUAUCAAAUUUAAGGAGGAGGCUACCGAAUGGAACAAAAAUUUCAUAGGUAGUAUUCCUAAACGGAAGCGUGCUAUUCUGAAAAGAAUUGAAGGCAUCAAUUGGGCAAGGAAAAAUAAUAAUUCCAAUGGAUUGUUUUGUCUGGAGAAAGAGCUCUGGUAG